UUGGAGGCCAAGAAUGCCCAUGCAGUCUUGAAGCGGUUUCCUCGAGCCAAUGAGUUCCUGGAGGAGCUGCGCCAGGGGACCAUCGAGCGCGAGUGCAUGGAAGAGAUCUGCAGCUACGAGGAGGUCAAGGAGGUGUUUGAGAACAAAGAGAAAACGAUGGAGUUUUGGAAGGGGUACCCAAAUGCAGUCUACUCGGUCCGGGAUCCAUCGCAGAGCUCAGAUGCAAUGUACGUGGUGGUGCCCCUUCUGGGGGUAGUCCUCCUGAUUGUCAUCGCCUUGUUCAUCAUCUGGAGAUGCCAGCUGCAGAAAGCCACCCGCCAUCACCCUUCCUAUGCUCAGAACCGGUACCUAGCCAGUCGCGCCGGGCACAGCCUCCCCCGGGUCAUGGUGUAUAGGGGCACUGUGCAUAGCCAGGGGGAGUCCUCUGCGCAUCGUGAGGUGGGGAGUAACCCACAGGUAGUGCUGGGCAGCAGCCGGGGAAGCAGAGCCACGGUCCGGCUGGAGAGUACCCUCUACCUCCCUGAGCUCUCUCUCUCCAGACUGUCCAGUGCCAGUCCUCCCCCCUCUUAUGAAGAGGUGACUGCUCCCCAGGAGGGCAACAUUGAGGAGGCCAGUGUCUCGUACACUGACCCGCCCCCAAAGUAUGAAGAGAUAGUGGCCGCCAGCCCUGGCACAGACAAGUAGUGGGUGCGUGCCCUGGCCCACACGAAAGCCUCUUUCAUGGGCCUCCCGUUUUCUUUUGAACAUUUGAAAGACUGUGCCACCACAUAACAGCCUUAGCCUCCUUGUUGCCAAAUAAUUCCCUAACCGUGGAUUUUUAGGAAGCCAGUUGGCACACACAGGUGCGGAGGUGGGGAGUACGGACCAUGCAUGAGUCAAAGCCCACUGGGAAGAGCGUAGCUCCUCUAGCGGCCCCCCAACUUUGCACCAACCUGUCCUCCUAUUGGGACUGGCUUCUCUGAUGCCAAAGGAAUUACUCCACUCUGUUGGCUGUGGCCAGAAUCUCCACAGGCUCCACCACUGGGACUGUGGGGCUGCUUGGAGAUCUGCCUGUAUCUGCAGGCCUAGGCCAUAGAAGCGAGGGAGAGAAGCCAGGCCUACAGUACCUGUGUUCCUCAACAGUUCCGAGCUUUCUGUCCUUGCUUAUAUGAGGACAGGGACCAGAAUUGAUCAAUGAGCAGAGCAAAACAUGUAGUAACAGAUGAACCAACAAUGGACACCCUAGAAUAAAACAAUAGCACCUGGACCAUUCACAGGUGGCCAAGGGCAACCAGUUGGCCAUAUCUGUGGUGAGACUCUCCUCCAAGCCACACCCCCACACUCCUGACCAGGUUGAAAGUAAUGUUUGUAGCAACCUGGCAGGAGGACAGAGUGUGAAGGAUGCAGGGCAAAUGGCUGGGUGGCAAAGCUCCUUCCUUUAUAUUGACCAAGGGGCCCAUAUGAGCUUUGUCAUCCUGUUCUGAUGUGCUUGGCCUCCCCACACCUGUGUACCACUUGUGCUAAAACCACUACCUGCUGGCAUGAGCCCACUUGAAUCAUUGCAGCACUUUGUCAAGGGAAAAUUGGACAUUCCUGACCAUGUCUGUGGAUCCCACAGCCUCUGAGUAGUUAGGGUACAAGCUGAGAAAGAGAGAGCUCAAGGAUUUGCUUCUUGUGUAAUUGGUCAAUUCAUAGAGCAAUGAAAGUCAUGAGCUUGGCCUCUUUGGCACUGAGCACUCUAGCUUUGAACUGGCAAGAUACUACUUUUUUUUGUGAAUAGCUGCAUUCUGAUUGAUGAUUUUUUUUCCUAAUGCCAGUGCCCACCUGUGAAGAAGAACCUAGUGUCUGUGUUUUUACAAAUUUCUUACUGGGAGAAUCAACGACCUGGGGUUGAAGGCUCAUGUGGGGUGUGCUCUACUGUGGCCAGGUGUUGUUCCAUUUUCUGUGAGGCUUUGGGAACAGUUGGGCAGAGAUAAUCUGCCCUGUAACUGUCAGUGACCAUGUAUAGACACUGCUGAUACCAUCUCUCCCCACCCCAUCUCCAUUUUCCUGGACUCUGUGCCAAAUCAGUUUUCCUCUGUGGUGCUUUAAAAAUGUAGCAAAUUUCUGUGGGGCCCAAAAGAGUGCAGUAAGGGACUACUGACAACCACAGUAGUUUAGAACCCAGAGUUGACAAGCUUCCUUAAUCCAAACAGCUCUCCCAGGCAGACAUGGGGACUCCUUCCUUGCAUGCAGCUAGUUCUGCGGUGAGGUCUAAGAUGACUUUAGGAGGCCCGUCAGGUCCUGGGGACAUUUCUUGGGACACAUUUAUCCCAGUAAGGCUACUGCCAUGGAUAACUGGACUCUGUGGUUAGGUUUUCCAUUACUUCCCCUACCUCACAGGCCACUGGAGGCUGACUGAACUCAUGCUUGUGAAUUGCUUAAAGCCCCCUGGAACCAGUGAGGUGUGCUGCUAGCAAGAUACUUCUAGAAGUAGCUAGAAUAUAGCUGAGGGCUUCUUAUGCCCGUGAUAUUGAGUCUCAAUCUGAAGAGUCAAUCUUAUUCCAGUUGCGCUUUUUCCUUGAGUUUUCUUGUGCUGGAGAUGUUGGCCAGAUGACAUUUCAACUUAACUCCCUUCUUCUUUCCCUCCCUUGGCCCUCUAAUAUUACAGUCUUUCCCUUCCCCAUGAGGGUUUUUUUUUUCACCUCGGAGGCCCUUAUUUUUUUCAUGAUGGAGGCUGGGAUUAUUUCCAUCCAGCCGUGUUGGAAGACCUAGAUGAGCUGGAAGGUCUGGGGCCAAUCCCAGCUCGCCAAGUAUUUUAGCAAGCAGGUGUCCAACUGUGAUCUGGAACCACAUGACAAGACAGUUAUCCUAAUGUGUCUUCUCCCUAACUAGCAGAGAGUCAGGGACAGACUCCAUGGACUAGAGCUGCCCAGUAGCUUGGGGCUGGGUGGUCAUGGGAGAGAGCAGGAAAUAGAAAGCUGGGGACUGGCCUGUGGUGGAGAGCAUGUGUCCCUUAGGGGGUGAGGACCCAGAUACAGGAGAGCCGGAGGCCACUCCUUGUGGCCUUGGUCUUGGCUCAGGUGCUUCUCAGAGUUCUUCCAGGUGGGGUGUAUCAAGCACUGUGGGAUGGUUCUUCAGUGUAUUGGAAAAAGACAAUGGGCAUAAUUCCUCGUGGUGCACACUUGGCUUUAUGAAUGCCCUGUACAUAUAUUUUCAAACUCUGUCUUUGUAUGGGUGUUGAUUUGAUAUAAUGCUAACACUUCAGUAGGCACAUUUUUGUUGUUUAGGGAUGUGUGUGUGUGUGUGUGUAUGUUUACAUGUGGACACAUUGCCUUUUCUAAUUGCUUAUCUGAUACAAUAGCUGGUGGGUGGCUAUAUUUGAACAAGGAGAGAUCCAGUGUAAAGGAAAAAAUGCCACCCCUGGGACAAGGCAGCCUCAUGACAAGGCCCUGUGUAAGCAAAGCUGAGAUUGGCUGCUGGCAUCGCCAAACUCACUGCCUUCCAUUCCUUCCCCCAAAAAAAGGCUUUGGAAGAAGAUGGAGCAGCUCCAUUUCGGAGUCUCUUCCCUGUGAGACCCUUACUCACACUGCUUUCUGUGGCAUCUGUGGCUGGAGGAAAUUUGAACGUCUUGAGUGGUGUGUGUGUGUGUGUGUGUGUUUGUGUGUGUGUGUGUGUGGUGUGCUCUCACUCAUGUAUGUGUGUCUGUAAGGAUAUGUGACUAUUGACUUUGAGAAUGGUGGGCUAGUUCCUUAGAUAUUUUUCAUUAUCAAAAGAAAAGGCUUUCAAUAUUCUUGAGAUGUGACUCACUUGUUCUCAACCAAAAACUUUGUAACACUUUUUAAAAGAAAAACAAAUCCCAAUCUCAUUCCUCCCUUGCCACCCAUUAUCUUGAGUUUUCAAAACGAAAGCACAACAGGAGACACGGGGUGCUCAGGUGCCGGUCUUAUGUGCACACCCCGCACAGCUCAGCUGUGCCCACUCAGGGGGCGUCAGUGCUGAGCAGUUGGCCCUGGGCGGCUGAGGCCUCCAUCGCUUCUUCCCCGCCGCACUGCCAUUCGUGUGAAUACCUUAGGGUGCUCCAGCAAAUGGAAUCAAGCCCAUGUUUUGGACAAUGUGUUUCGAGUGGGCCAAAUGUAAGGAAUUAGGGAUGGGAAAGUGGCUUUUUUGGGUUAAGAAGUUGGAGCCAGGUGCUUCUCCUCCUCUAAUGGAGGGAGACUCCCAACCCCCAGCCAGCAUUGGUGGUUUGACAACCCAAUGACAUCUCAUAAGAAGAAAACAAAAAUCC
Perognathus longimembris pacificus (Pacific pocket mouse) is the source of this 4246-nucleotide messenger RNA. It is a transcript of the gene Prrg3, whose product is annotated as proline rich and Gla domain 3. Gene Ontology annotation, cellular component: extracellular region. The coding region runs from base 97 to 684 and encodes 195 amino acids. The record is from RefSeq and is a predicted model, not a curated record. Gene Ontology annotation, molecular function: calcium ion binding. NCBI's taxonomy places the organism in Eukaryota, Metazoa, Chordata, Mammalia, Rodentia, Heteromyidae. The transcript is spliced from 2 exons.